This is a messenger RNA of Pelobates fuscus (common spadefoot toad), 677 nucleotides long. It is a transcript of the gene FABP2, whose product is annotated as fatty acid binding protein 2. Gene Ontology annotation, biological process: fatty acid transport. The coding region runs from base 74 to 472 and encodes 132 amino acids. The record is from RefSeq and is a predicted model, not a curated record. Gene Ontology annotation, molecular function: long-chain fatty acid binding. The transcript has 4 exons. Gene Ontology annotation, cellular component: cytosol; nucleus. NCBI's taxonomy places the organism in Eukaryota, Metazoa, Chordata, Amphibia, Anura, Pelobatidae.
CUUCGAGAAUUUGGUUGUAUCUCAGGUUGAACAGACUCUGCCUAGCACACACCUGACUCCCUUAUCUUUCAUCAUGACUUUCAACGGUAACUGGAAAGUAGACAGAAGUGAAAACUAUGACACAUUCAUGGAAGUUAUGGGUGUCAAUAUCAUGAAGAGAAAGCUGGCAGCUCAUGACAACCUGAAGAUCACCAUUCAGCAGGACGGAGAUAAAUUCAGUGUUAAAGAAUCCAGCACGUUCCGAACAAUUGAAAUAAAUUUCACUCUUGGAGUCUCCUUCGAUUAUGCUCUAGCUGAUGGAACAGAGCUCAGUGGUUCUUGGGUAAUUGAAGGAGAUAAGUUGGUUGGAACAUUCAGCAGGAAAGAUAAUGGAAAGCAAUUGAAGACACACAGAGUAAUAGUUGGAGAUGAGCUUGUUCAGACUUAUUUAUAUGAGGGAACUGAAGCUAAGAGAAUCUUCAAGAGAGCCUAAGAGUUUUUCCAAAUCGCCCUUCGCCCCACAGUUUAUUACUACUACAUUGGCUUGACAUCAAAUUUUGUGUUAUAACAGUUUACGAUGCUUGUCCAAAACAGUUAAAAGAAGAUACACACAUUGUAAAUAUUACUCAUAGCAUCAUUCAAGUAAAACUGUUCCUAGGAUUAUUUUCAUUUUGUUCAAUAAAUUGUGUUCUUAAAAA